AUGGUCAAACCACAAUCAGUAACUGCAAUUAAACCUUCGGCGGAAACAACAGCAAAACCAACAGAUACUACAACAACAGAUCCACCAUCAACAGAAAUAGUGCCAAUAAAAGAAUCAAAGGCAGCAACAGCACGAAGAAUCCUGUCAGCACCACCACCACAACCACUACCACUACCACCACCACCUCCUCCGGCCACAGAAACAGCAGCAGCAACUGAACCAACAACAACAGUAGCAGCAGCAACAAAACCAUCAACAACAGUUGCAGCAACACAACACUGCCUAAGGAGGAGUCAAAGACAAGGUACAUCUACAUAA
This is a messenger RNA of Schistocerca nitens (vagrant locust), 318 nucleotides long. RefSeq names its product probable transport accessory protein MmpS3. The transcript has a single exon. The record is from RefSeq and is a predicted model, not a curated record. NCBI's taxonomy places the organism in Eukaryota, Metazoa, Arthropoda, Insecta, Orthoptera, Acrididae. Bases 1 to 318 code for a protein of 105 amino acids.